GCUGGGAGAGAAAGCCACUAGGAAAGUGUUACAGUCUUUUCACGAGAACAGAGAUGGGUAAAGUGACAAAAGAUGGAAACGUUAAGAGAGAAAAAAAAAAAUACAAAAAUCUCCACCACAUGGAUUGCGGUUGACUGGCUCAACUGCUGCUGUCGUUUUGGUAAGCGUGCCACGGAGCUCCCGGAUUGGUGAUUACGAAAUCGGAAUAGAAAAUGAGACGGAGGAAGAGUUGAUCGAGUCGUUGUUUUGCAUAUUGAUCGAGAUAAGAUUGAUCGAGAUAGUUUACGGCAGACAAAAAGAUCGAACAGAUCAGGUGUGCGAAUAGAGAGAUAACGGUAACGCAUUUAGUUCGCAGAACCACACCAACUGCAUAGGCAUAACGGACGACAUUUGUUCCUCACAAUGAAAAGGGCAUGAGCGCGCGAUGAUUCGACUACGUACUUUGUAAUAUGACUAGCAGGUGAUAAGAUCGGUUUUUUUUCUUCGAUUUGUUACAAAAACCGGUUUUGGUAUAAUUAGGAGAGAGCUAACCGGGGGUUCGAAUGAAAAUGAACCGGUUUCUCCAAGCCGACAAUUGAAGGUAAAGUGGGGACGAACAGUAACAAUUGUCAACUAAAGAAGCUAAUAUAUUCAGCGUGGGGUGAAAAGGACAGAAGAAAAAAAAAGAGCUUCAUAAUUCCACAAGAGAUGAAGUGUUUAUCAAUCUGAAGCCGUAAUCUCGACAGUGACUCCCAGGAAAAAAAAAUUGCUACGAAAAUGGAAGCUGGUGGCGAUGAUAGCAAUGAAUGAUUUUCAAUAAACAAAACCAAAUCCAUAGAAAAAAACAGAGUCCACUGAUUAUUUUUACUAGGUCUAGGUCAUUUUUUAAAGUCCAUUCACAUGGAUAGAUUAGUUCGUCACAUCCGAUUCGUAAUCCACAUAUGCUAUAAAAAAAGUGACGAAUUAAUAGUUCAUCAAUAGUUCAAAUUCUGUAAAAUAUGAGAAACACCAAAUCCCUCUGGAGCCCAAACCUCCAUUUCUCCUAUCGAGUUAUUGGGAGAAGGUUAUGUUGGAUCUUAUACAGGACGUCCGCCAUACCAUGUGCUUGAAAGACAACGGUCAAUAUUGGGGUUCGUGAGGACUUGAACACGUGACCUCAAGAACAAACCAGCUCUGAUACCAUGUCAUAAACCAGUUGGUCCCAAUUACUCGAAUUAUUGGGAGAAUAGUUAUGCUGAAUCAUAUACAGGCCCGUGUAUGGUGCUUAACCACUUCCUUACAAAUUCGUCAAUAGUUCAAAUUCGUCAUCAGUACACUAACUCUUUUCAAAUCAACACGUUAUUGUGACGGUCGGGUGAGAAUUAAUUACCGGAAAUGUGUGUUUUAUACUGUAAUUACAUGAGUUCGUUAUUUUUAUAAUCUAACCAUUAACGUGAGAGUGACACAUAUACCGAACAGUAAAAAAGGAAGAAAAUUAUUGCGGGAAAGUUAAAUUAUUGCGGGAAACGCUUAAACACGCUAUAAAUACCUUAUCACCCAGAAAAAGUACCUUCUUUCUUUUUCUCUCCCCCCACGAGGAAACUUCCGCGAAGCUGCCUCCGCCAUGGCUCUGCUCCUUCUUCCACCUCCCUUCCCACUCCAUUUAACCCCCAUCCCCCACUUCCCAUUCCUCUCAAACUUUCCUCCAAUCAGUACUUCUCUUCCCUUCUUCUUCUUCUUCUUCUUCUUCCUCCAAUUCUCUUCUCCCACGCCGCCAUGAAGGUCUUCAAGAUCAUCACCAACCCCAAAUCCCUAAGCCCCAAGCGCCUCUUCCGCGCCGCCUCCAGGAAGACCACCAAAUCCGCCGCCGUCUCCAGAUCCGACCCUUCCUCCUUCGCCGAAUCCACCACCACCACCUCCUCCUCCGAGCCGGCCGCCGCCGCCACCCCCAAGAGCGUCCUCCCCCACUCCUCCUCCUCCGGCGAGUGGUCCUCCGACGUUUCCGAGCUCACCUACCUCGACCUCCAGCACGCCUUCCGGAUAAUCGACCGCGACAACGACGGCGUCGUUUCCAAAUCGGAGCUCGCGUCGCUGUUGGGCCGGCUGGGCAGCUCCGACGAGGUUGCCGCGAUGCUGAGCGAAUUGGGCCGGGGCGACGACGGGACCGUGACCGUGGAGGCCCUGAUGGGCCAGAUCGGGUCGUCGGGAUGGGAGCCCGCGGGCCCGGACGAGCUGAAGGAGACGUUCGGGUUCUUCGAUCUGGAUCGGGACGGAAGGAUCACGGCGGAGGAGCUGCUGGCCGGGUUCUCGGCGAUCGGGGACGCCAAGUGCACGUUAGAGGAGUGCCGGCGCAUGAUAGCCGAGGUGGAUAAGAAUGGGGACGGGUUCGUCUGCUUGGAGGACUUUUGUAGAAUGAUGGACCUCCAGAGGUGAUCAUCGUGUGAAUUUCAAAAAUGAAAAAAAAAAAGAAAAUGAAAAUUACAUGUGAUGCACUGAUGAUGUCAUAUAUAAAUUACAUUUGUAGGACAAAUUAGUCGAACAAAAAAAAAAAAAUGCAGUUGCCUUGAAUUUUCCCCUUUCACUUGGUGAUACAUUUUGGUUGUUUUUAUUUCUUUUCUUUUGUGAUGCCAAUCCGUCUAGUGUAUUUAAACUCAUAAUAACAAUUUGUUCGAUCUCGUGGAUUUCUCAGGUAGAAAUAAUAUUCACUAACAAUUCAUAUGAAGAAUGAAUCUUAUAAGAGAUAAUUAAUAAACAAAUAGUUAGCCAAGGAAUUAAAUUAAUUACAUUGCAUAAAAUGUUGUUUGCUUGUUGUAAGAAAAUGCCUCCAAUUCAACAAAAUGAUAUAAUAAGACUAUAAUUAGGUAGGCCAUACUCUCUUCAUGUAUAUCUAACUAAGUAACUAACACCACCAAAGAUGAUUAGAUAACACAAAUGAUAGCUAGGUUGGAGUGUCAUUAAAGAUGAAUGAUUUCUUCUUCUUUCUUUGCCCAUUGUUUCAAAAUUUCAAUUAAUUUAGAAAUCUACACAAGGGCAAAACGGUGGGUAUUGGGCAAUUAUACUUAUUUUUUCUCAUAAUCAACAUCUUAUCUAUAGUUACUCACCACAUAAUGUAGAUAGAUGGUAUACAUUAUCUAAAGGUUUUUUACUCUCAUAUAUUUGUUAAUCCCUUAUAAAUUUCAUCCAAAUACAGUUACCAUUUUGGGCCAACAAUGUUUUAUCGUUCGUUUGAUAGCUCGUGCAGAUGCAUAGAGUAUAUCCUUUACCUUUCGCGAUUUUGGCACUAUAGGUUAAGCUCGAAAUGACGGAUGUAAUGUAAACACAAUUCGAGAGUUUCAGAAGCCAGUUUCACAGGGUUUAUAGAGAUUUAACGAGGUUUGUUUACUAAGAGAACUGGUUGCUGAUCUGAAUGAGAUACAAAGCAUAUGCACACCGAAACCGACUUAUGCUAGUUGUUCCUUGACCACCUAACAAAAAUUAUAUGAUUCGAUGAUUAGUUAGGACAUACAAACUUACUAAUUUACAUUGUGUAGAUCAAACUUAUCACCAAACCCUACUAAACCCAUAGUUUCAUCCACAUGCAUCCCCUUUGGUGGUUAGAAUGAGAUGAGAUUUUAGAACAUGUCUGGGAUAUUUCAAUCCCAACCACCAUGAUUAUCAACUUGUCAAGAGUCUAAACAUAUGUAUCUAUCUGGUAAUUAAUUGUGUGGAUUAUUUAAUAAGUAUGGUUUAAGAUU
Messenger RNA from Linum trigynum, 3692 nucleotides. The record is from the annotation of a GenBank genome assembly. NCBI's taxonomy places the organism in Eukaryota, Viridiplantae, Streptophyta, Magnoliopsida, Malpighiales, Linaceae.